Messenger RNA from Knipowitschia caucasica, 1062 nucleotides. NCBI's taxonomy places the organism in Eukaryota, Metazoa, Chordata, Actinopteri, Gobiiformes, Gobiidae. The record is from the annotation of a GenBank genome assembly.
AUGUCAGCGGCAGAGGUAAUUCUUGGUUUUGUGGAGGAAGUGGAGCCGUGGCGACUACUUUCCUCUCAGUUCCCUAGUAAAAUAGGAGGUAAGCCCGCAUGGCUCUGUCAGAAAGGUUUGCCGACUCUGCCACAGUUGGAGUGCGAGAUAUGUCAUCUGCCUAUGGCAUUUUUGCUACAGGUUUAUGCACCUAUAUCAGGACAGGAGAAGUGUUUUCACAGAACGCUCUUCUUGUUUUGCUGCAAAACUCCUGAGUGCUACUCCAGUACUGAUAGCCGGUGUAUGAAAGUUUUCAGAAGCCAAAUGCCUCGGAAGAAUGAGUUCUAUUCCUAUAAUCCUCCACCAGAGGAUAAGCCCCCCUCUGAACAAUUCGAAGGCCACAAUGUGCUACCGCUGUCUGGACUUAAACUGUGUUGGAUUUGCGGUUGUCCGGGAAAUAAAGCCUGCUCUCGUUGUCACUCCAUCACCUACUGUGGGAAACAUCAUCAGACCAUUCACUGGAAACACUCGCACAAGAGAGAGUGUGGCAGCCAAGAAUCAAGUGUCAGGAGAUCUCUUUUUGUUUUCCCUGAGUUUGAACUCGUCACUGAACCUGAAGAUCUAGAAAAAAACGCGAAAGAUUUAGAAACAAAAGCCAAUGAGCUUCAAAGCAAUGAAGAGGAGACUUUAGAAGAUUCCUUUGCAGAAGCUGAGUUGGAUGAAAUGGCUCUGCAUGAGUCUGAAGAAAUGAAGGUUUUCCAGCGAUUUAAAGAGAGGAUUGCUCCAGAGCCAGAACAGGUGGUGCGCUACAACCGAGGGGGGGCUCCACUUUGGGUGUCUGCCAAAUCCAUUCCUACAGAAGAGGACAUCCCAGCCUGCUCCUGUGGCUCCAAACGCAUCUUUGAAUUCCAGGUGAUGCCCCAGCUGUUAAACAGCCUGUGUGUCGAUUCUACAGGAGCCAGCAUCGACUGGGGAACAGUUGCAGUGUUCACAUGUUCUCUCAGCUGCAGUCGUGAGGAACAUUAUUACUCAGAAUUUGUGUGGAAGCAGGACUUUACAGCUGAUCUGUGUAACAAAGACUAA